ACCGUUUCUCGACCUUUGCAGGUCGUUCUCUACUCGCUGCCUCCAUCUAAUAUCGUCUGGCGCUUCCACUCAUUUUUACCUCUUCCUCAUCAUGAAGUUGCAUGCUCUCGCCGCUCUUUUCGCUGCCCUAUCGACGGCAGCUCACGCCCAUACCCAACCUGAACAACGACAUGCUAAUCUCAAACGACAAGCUACCUCUUCAUCUUCAACAACUUCUGCAGUAUCUUCCACCUCGUCGGCAGCUUCAGCAGCAGCAACAGGCUCGUCGUCGUCGUUGUCGUCAAGUACAGGGACGGCAGUCGUCUCUGGCUCUGCCGUCUCAACAACAGCCGCAGCAGCAGCCAAUACCGAUGUUGCAGCCACAAUCCUCACAGAGUCGGCCACUGUCUCUGGUGUGCCAGCUCUGACUGCACUCACCUUUGGAAUGUCAUCGGGCACCAGCUUCGCUGCUACGACGACUUGGGCGACAACGGCAUCACCCCCAGUUUCAGGCGCUCCUUCCCUUCCAACACCAUUUGUUUACACUGCAGGUGUAUGGCCAACGCAGGACAAGGUCGCUCCUACCAAUUCCAGCGAAGUUCAAGCAUGGCUGAAGGAGCUCGAUGGCUGGGACAUCCCCGACCUCGAACCCACUACCGACGGCACUUGCGCCAGCGAUCUCGAGUUCUCUCAAGAUGCCGCUAACCGCGGCUGGUGGACUUGCGGCGCCCAUACCAGAGACACUGACAUCAUCAACUGUCCCGACAAGCUCACAUGGGGCGUUAGUUUCGAUGACGGUCCCGGUCCCUACACUCAGAAACUCCUCAACUACCUUCAAGAUGUGGAUCUUUCCGCAACCUUCUUUGUAGUGGGCUCUCGUGUCAUUGAACGUCCUGCUGUUCUCGUUGAAGAAUAUAUGAAUGGCCACGAAAUUUCUGUUCACACAUGGGCGCACCCGCACUUGACUACGUUGACUAACGAGCAAAUCGUUGCUGAGCUCGGCUGGACCCGCAAAGCGAUCAAGGAAGUCCUCGGUGUCACUCCUACGACCAUGCGUCCGCCAUACGGUGAUAUCGAUGACCGUGUCCGCGCCAUCUCCUUAGCAAUGGGUCUGACCCCCAUCAUCUGGACAACUGCCGGUGCCUUAGGAUCUUUUGACACUUUCGAUUGGGAGGUCGCUGCUGGAACGAAGACUGGCCCAGAGUGUGUGCAAGAAUUCGACAACAUUCUUGGAAACGCAUCUGUCAUUGAUACUGGGAUCAUCGUUCUUGAACAUGACUUGUAUGAGCUCACCGUCGACUUGGCUAUCGGCUAUAACCUAGAGACGGCACAAAACCACAAUCCUGCAUUCACAUUGAAACCCAUCGGUGAAUGUUACGGCAUACCCACAACGGAUUUAUACCGGGAAACAAAUACCAACGCCACUUUCCCAUUUCCUAACACAACUGCUGACAUUAAUGGAGAUGGCACCACCGAUAGCAGCACAAGCUCUGCCGCGAGUACUGGAAGCUCUAGCGGUGCGCUCACCAUCAACGUCGCAUCAAUAUACACCACCUUCUCUCUCGUAGGCCUUGUGGCUCUUGCGAGUACUUUGCUUUAGUUAAUUUUUGACCA
Messenger RNA from Desarmillaria tabescens, 1593 nucleotides. RefSeq names its product carbohydrate esterase family 4 protein. Gene Ontology annotation, molecular function: chitin deacetylase activity. NCBI's taxonomy places the organism in Eukaryota, Fungi, Basidiomycota, Agaricomycetes, Agaricales, Physalacriaceae. Bases 92 to 1579 code for a protein of 495 amino acids. Gene Ontology annotation, biological process: carbohydrate metabolic process. Gene Ontology annotation, cellular component: membrane. The transcript has 9 exons. The record is from RefSeq and is a predicted model, not a curated record.